UCCAUUAUCUGUAGCCCGUUUAAGUUUUGUGUGUCGUAGAGAGCGCAUCUAUCGAUCAGUACGAGCGGACGGCAGGCAUCCUUUUGGGAUUAAAAUCAGAAACCGCGUUUUUUUCUAAGUCCAUUCCGAGAGUGGACGUCAACUAUAGGAGAAAACAGAAGACCCAAAGAAACAAAAUAACCAUCGCUUUUUAAGCGAAGACCCUUGUCUGGGAACCUCUUUGAAGACCCAGGAAACAUGGACAGAUUUUAUGACCAGCAAGUUCCAUUUAUGGUUCCACAUAAUAAAUCAUUACAAGUGGAGGAACCAUAUACCAGACCAGUGAAUGACAGAAAAAGAAAGUUGGUGGAGACUGAACUCGCUCAGGACACAGAGGAACUUUUCCAGGACCUCAGCCAGCUGCAGGAGAUCUGGAUCGCAGAAGCUCAGGUGCCCGAUGAUGAACAGUUUGUCCCAGAUUUCCAGUCAGAGAGCUUGAUGUUCCAUGGUCCACCACUGACCAAGAUCAAACGGGAAUCGAGUCCUUCCAAAGAGCUCUCGCCCUGUAACCAGGAUAGAAGUCCCAUGCCAUAUGGAGAGAAGUGCCUUUACAGCUACAGUGCCUAUGAAAGGAAGCCCACAGCUGGGUUCAAGCCAUUGACUCCUCCCUCAACACCUGUCUCACCAUGUGGCUCCACCAACACCCUUGGGACAUGCCCCCUGCAUGAACAGACCCCUCCCCCUGUUGCUAACACAACGAUAGGGCAACUUCUGCAUCAUGGGCAGCCUUCAUUGAACAACUCUACACCAAGCCAGCCAGUACUCACUCGCCAAAGCCCUCCUUUCGCGCUACCCUGUCCACCCCUGAACCGUGAUGUUCACUUCAAUAAUGAACCUCGGUUUCAGCGGCAACUUUCAGAGCCUUGCCUUCCAUUCCCAUCUUCUGAUACACAAGGAAGACCCAACUUCAUGCCACAGGUCCUCAGUAAUUCACCUAGAGAUGGAAGGCCAGCUUACCAUCGGCAAAUGUCAGAACCUGUGGUUCCCGUGCCUCCUCAGGGUUUUAAGCAGGAGCUCCUUGACCCCCGUUAUGCUGAACAAGGUGUCCCCAACAUGGGCCCAUCCCAGACUACCUUCCACUCAAUGGCAAUCAAGAAAGAGCCUCGAGAUUUUUGCUUUGACUCUGAAGUGCCUAAGUGUCAAUCUUCAUUUGGGAGGGCAGCAAGCUUCUACCAAAACCAUGAAAACUUUGCAUUUGACCGAGAUCAGCAAUUGUAUUACGAUGACACCUGUGUGGUUCCAGAGAGACUUGAAGGCAAGGUAAAGCAAGAGUCCUCUGUGUAUCGUGAUGGUCCACCUUACCAGCGCCGUGGCUCCCUCCAGCUUUGGCAGUUCUUGGUCACGCUCCUGGAUGAUCCUGCCAAUGGGCAUUUCAUUGCCUGGACAGGACGUGGAAUGGAGUUCAAACUUAUUGAGCCAGAGGAGGUGGCCCGACGCUGGGGCAUCCAAAAGAACAGGCCAGCCAUGAACUAUGACAAGCUGAGUCGCUCACUGCGCUACUAUUAUGAGAAAGGGAUCAUGCAGAAGGUUGCUGGUGAGAGAUAUGUGUACAAAUUUGUGUGUGAUCCAGAGGCCCUAUUCUCCAUGGCGUUCCCAGACAACCAGCGGCCCAACCUUAAAGCAGACCCCGAUGGCCUGCCUGGAGUUGAUGACGACACCCUUCCAUUGACACAUUAUGAUGAGGCUUCUUACUUGGUAGACGGUGGAGAGCAGUGUGUUGCUGGGAUGUCUUUUCCUGAUGUUUAUGUGUACUGACCUGCAACUCUGAGAGCCUGACCAGAACACAUCUGUCCCCAUUACCAGAAAUCCUUCAGAUCCGAUGCCCACUUCCAGAUUAACCCUAGUAUAAAAUAAAAUGAGGAGAAAUCUGCAAGCCACCUUUUCUCUCACGUCCAUCCAUGAGAAGGGUGUCAAGGAGGUGAGGAAAGGAUGGUUCCUAGUGCAUAAACCUUCCUUGUGGCAAACAGUCACUGCCGCAGAGAAGAGGAGGUUACACUGGAGCUGACUGGUGCUGAAAGACUGACAGAUCUCAUUGCAAGAAUUGUAGCAAUUCUGUUUUUGACAAUCUUUUUUUAAAAGAAAUUGGUUACAAAUUAUUAAGAGACAUCCUAGCAAAACCCUUAAAUUCAGCACUAUUUAAUAGUUGCUUUUUUGGUCCCAAUUAAUUUUGUGUUACUUCCAAAUCAUGUAGAUAAGAAGUCAAAAGGGCUUUGUUUUGCAAGGUGAAAAAAUAAAUACUUGUUUCAUCCAACUUGAGACUAUAUAGAAAGCUGGCUUUUAUACAACAAUUUUUGUUAUACUUGAUGUGGACAGAUUUAAUUAUGCUGAGGAUUCCUACAGAUCAAUGCUUUCAUUUUUUUCUCAUUGGUUUGGUUUUGUUCUGAAUCGUUUGUCAAAUGUUGUUUUUAUAUUAACUCUUAUUUUCAUGCUGGUUAACCCAAGAGUUGUUAAUGUGUACCUAAGUUAAACCAGAGGCACUCCUUUUUUCUUUUUUAGUCGAUUGCACGGGACUGUUAACCCAUCUUAAAUGUAUUUCCGUAUGCCUAUUGCUAUUUAUUAAAAAAAAAGAAAAA
Molecule: messenger RNA, 2612 nt
Organism: Xyrauchen texanus (razorback sucker)
Lineage: Eukaryota; Metazoa; Chordata; Actinopteri; Cypriniformes; Catostomidae
Product: ETS translocation variant 5-like
Exons: 13
Coding region: 238-1794 (518 amino acids)
Biological process (GO): regulation of transcription by RNA polymerase II; cell differentiation
Cellular component (GO): nucleus
Molecular function (GO): DNA-binding transcription factor activity, RNA polymerase II-specific; sequence-specific DNA binding
Source: RefSeq, a predicted model, not a curated record